AUGAAUGAAGUUGAAAUUACAUCAUCAAGCAGCCUUACUUUUCGGGAUUCGCUAGGAACAAAUACUCUACAAAGGUGUGCUUCGUCAUUACUCACAUAUUCCAAAUCAAGAAUUGGAAUGAACGUUUUAAUUUUUGUUCAUACUUUCUUUUCUCCUCUUCAACUUCUUGCAUCAUCGUUUAUUCUUCCAUAUUUUAAUACAUUGGAUUCUGCGGAUUAUUCAAGCGAAAUCAGGAAAUUCUUCUGUUUCUUUGUAAGAAUUCUUGAUUAUGAUACAACUUUUGAAAAGAUAAUGCUAUGUCAAAGGAUUGUAUUUUUCGUUAUCAUUAUACUAUUCAUCGGAAACGUAUCAGUUUACUUUUCUUUAUACUAUUUUAAAAGAAGAUUAUUCAGUAUUUCAAAUCUCGGAUUCUGUUGCAUGCAUUUUAUAUGCAGAUUCUUCUUACCAUGGUCAGCAUCCCUAUUUACAAUAUCCAUUUUCGAUUUGUUUCGAAAACAAGACUUUACAUCUUUUAUAAUUUCAUUAAUUGCCUUCAUCAUUGAUUUGUUUUUUGUUUUGUAUGGGAAUUCUACACUCACAUGUGCCCCAACCUUUUAUCCUGGUGUCGGAGCACGCUGGGUCGAAAAUAAUCUCGGUGAUAUAUUGACAACAGCCAUUUUCAUUAUAAUAGAAGCAGAACAUAACUUCAGUUACAAUAAGAUCACAGAUACAGUACUUUCAUGUAUUGUUGUCGGACUAUUUAUCAUUAUUUUCUCUUCAUAUUGUAAUGGAUUAGUUUUCACAUACAUGCAAGUUAAUGCAUUCAUAUGGGCUAUAUCGUUUAUCACUAUCGUUAACUAUAUUUGGGAUAUUUUGUUCACAGCAGGCGUUGUUUCUUCAUUUUCUUCAUUUCAAAUCACAAUGAUCGUUAUUUACCCUGUUUACAAACUUUCUUACAUCAUAGCUUUGCAUGUAAAUAACAGAAUUUUGGUCAAAAUCAUGGAAGCCGAAGAACAAGGAUUUGCUUUCUUAGAUAUCCAUUGUCCAACGAAAUGGGUUAACUACUGCUGCAUAGGAUUCGAAUUGUCCAACUAUAAUUUGGCAAUGAUUAAGUUUGGAAUGGAUAAAUUCCAAAAUGAUACAAUAACAGCGAGAACUUACCUCAGAUUCGCUAUGUUGUACCCCAACCUGCAAACAGCAGAGUUAAGCUAUGGUUUGGGAGAACUUGAGAAGAGAGCGAAAGGAAAUAUUUUUGAUUUAAUUAUUUUAUCGACUUUUAAGAUGGAAAUAGCAAAAAGAGAUGACGGAACAAAUUAUACAAAGGCUAGGUAUAUCGAUAUCACCAAAUCAUUUGUUUCUUCGUUCUUAUCUUACACUGUUCAAUUUUGGAAGGAAAUUAACGCUUCCAGAUCCAAUCGUGCAAUUUCUUUGGCCAUGGAAACUCAUGAAAGAUACAAAGCAGCUAUUAAUAUGAUAAAAGAACUGAAAAUAUCCGGGUCUUAUAUUCAAUUUCUCAGAACAAGUUUGCCUCUUCCAUUUUUCGGAGCUCCUCUUUAUGUUGAUGACCAAAUCACCUCCGAUUCCCGUAAAAUGUUCCAUAUGCCGUCAAAUACAACAGAAUCGACAGAAUCUAAUGAGCUUCAGAAGCAACCGUACUAUCUAACAGGUAAGACUGUUCAUGAAACUCUUGCCAAGAGGUUUCUUAUCCUUCAAAAACUUGUUUUGAUAAUUCCAUAUAUAUCAUCUCUUUUAAUUAUUGUUUUUUCAUUUACUAUUGUGCAUAGCAUACAAUUGUACCCUACAAAUAUCCUUUAUUUGUAUGAAAAAUUCACAAAUGUCAGCAAUAAUAUUUCAUCUAUGCUUUACGCGUCAUCUACAGGCUAUUACAUUGAACAAGAGAAUCUUAAUAAUUCAAUGUUCCUUAAUGGUUAUUCGAAAAACCUCUUUUCCACCCAACUUCUGAAUCAUACUCAAGAUAUCAAUGAUAUUUCAUUGAAUGUCACAAGCCAACUUGAUAAGUUGUAUACAACGUUCAGUACCUUUAAGUAUCUGAACCUUACUCAGUUCAUUCUCGAUCAAGGAAUGACAGAAUUUGUUUUUUCUGACGAAACAACACGGAAUUUCACCCUAUUUCCGGCCAUCCUGAACACCUUGAUAUACUCAUCGUAUUUAUACAACGUCACUGACUCUGAAUUCCUUUCAUCUUUUAGGAAUUCGUUCACUGUUGUAAAUACGAUUAUGAAAUUCAUUUCGAACUCGAUUUUCCCGAUCAAAGAGAGCAUGGUUCAUAACAUGCACAGCAAAGUAAUGGAUAUUCUUUAUUCCGCUUAUGUUGUUUUGUCAAUUUUAUUCAUUGUCAACUUAUUUUUCAUUAUUUAUCUGAACAAAGCCUAUGAAAAGUACUUCCAUACUCUUAUGAUGAUACCAAAGAACAGGAUUUCCCUAAUGAUUGAGAAGAUUGAGCAUUUAAUGCACAAAUCUUCCAGAAUUUCAUCAAAAAUUGAGAGCCCAAAGGCUUUUUACCUGAAGUAA
Messenger RNA from Trichomonas vaginalis G3, 2511 nucleotides. RefSeq lists its product as uncharacterized. The transcript has a single exon. Lineage: Eukaryota; Parabasalia; Trichomonadida; Trichomonadidae. The record is from RefSeq and is a predicted model, not a curated record. The coding region runs from base 1 to 2511 and encodes 836 amino acids.